This is a messenger RNA of Rhopilema esculentum, 8973 nucleotides long. RefSeq lists its product as uncharacterized. The record is from RefSeq and is a predicted model, not a curated record. Lineage: Eukaryota; Metazoa; Cnidaria; Scyphozoa; Rhizostomeae; Rhizostomatidae.
CCAGCUGCCAUGUGUCGAUUUUUCCAAACUAUUAAACCUUUUUAUUAACACAAAUUUAAAAGCACAAUAUUUACCUUUUUAUUGAAGCUUUUUGCUGGAUGAAAAAUUCAUCUGCAUCGCAAUUAAUUCCUUCUGGUUACUAAAAUUCAAGCCUGUAGCCAUGCCUGUGGAGCGGAUUGAAAAACUCCCAAUUUCCAAUGUAGGUGACAGGGCCUAUUUUAGUUUGGUUUUUCCCACAUUUUGUGGUCUUGGAAAUCCAAAAUGUGGUCUUGGAAAUUCAAAAUUGUGGAAUGGGUUUUUUCAUUUUAGCUUUAUUUUUGUUAUAAAUAUGUUUUUCUGUUGAUAGAGUUUUGAAACUUUAUAACAUAACAGAACAGUACAAAACAUCCAUGAAUCGUAGCGCAAGUUCCUUGGUCCAGAUUAAUCUGUGGGCGAAAAAUGUUACAACCAAUCAGCUUUUUGCUCUCAAAUGGUAUAAAAGCCAAUCAGAGCUUGACCACUGAAUCUAGCGACAAUUACAAAAAUGGCGACCAAACAGCCACCAAGCUGCAUGAAAGUGCACUACAAACUUCGAACUGCUGCAAGCGAAAUAAUCUCAAGGCUAUAAUUAUUUCAAUAUGUUAGGGUCGUUCUAGAUUUUCAUCGUGCGCAUUUUAGAAUUACGCUCCUAAACUGGAGAUAUGACUGCAUAAAGGUAGCCUAGAUUCACCAAACUUUUACUCUGUUCAAUAAUUGCACAGGGGUUAUUGUCAUUUAUUUUCUAUAUCGAUUCUCUAUAUCAUCCUCUUACGCUAACGCAAGAAAGAGUUCAAUUAUCUGUAUGUGUCUCAAACAUGCCAAGCCUAUCAGAAUUUGACCCUAUUUCAUCUGCUUUGUUUUGGAUAAACAAAAAGCAACGACGGGAACAUUCGGUAUCGAAAGCAAAGGAGCAAGAAUGGCUCCUUGAAGUAUUUCCGGAAGCAGAUGAUGCCUUCAAAGAGAGAAGGAUCAGAAAAAUAAAAAAAGGCAAACCUGAUGUCGAUUUCUGAAACCUGGAAUAAUUGAAACUGAUCAGCUUACUCUAAGGCCCCCAAUAAAUAAAUUCCCCCAUUAUUUAUUUUUCAAAAAUCUUAUAGCUCCCUGUUCUUAUAAGAGCCCCCCGCUUUUUAAAUUUUUGGCUCAGCGUGUCGUUCAAUGUUAUAAUAAGUUUAUAUAAAUUUUAGAGCUUCUAGCAAUGUUAGCCUUUAAGUACUGUUACUGUCGGAGUCCAUAAAGAUUAGGCUAUAAUAGAAACAUAUUUGAAAUCGUGUUAUGUUGAAUAUGUUUGUUUUACACGGAUAAAGAAAAAAGCAUUCUGCGGCCACGGUCGAUAUUUUGAAAUUCCAUGCUUCACAUACAACCUUCUUUUCGUAAAGUAUGGUCUUGGAAAAUUUAAGCUAAUUAUUAAACCUUUUUAUUAGCAAAAAUUUAACCUUUUCAUUUAAGCUUUUUGCUGGAUGAAAAAUUUAUCUGCAUCGCAAUGAAUUCCUUCUGGUUACUAGAAUUCAAGCCUGUAGCCAUACCUGUGGAGCAGAGAUAAAAAACUUCCAAUUUCCAAUGUCGGUGAGGUUUUGAAGUUAGGUUUUUGAAGAGUGGGGUGGGUGGUUGGUUAGGGAAAAGAAACAGGCAAACAAGGCUGUAAAACGUUUUCAUCAAUUAAACAAUUUUCUUCUUAUAAUUUUCAUUUAAGUAAACAAAAUUCAAUUGUAAUGUCUUCCAGCAAGGUCUUAUUUUCAUAUACCAGGUAAGCAGGAUUGCAAUCCUUCUGUCUUCAUAGAACGCUGCUGAGCGGAAUAUACCAAUGCAGAAAACAAGCACUCCACACGCGUUGAAAUGAAGCCUGCAGUAACUACAAUUAUAAACACUAUAAGAAUCAGUGCACUUUCUCCAUUCUCUUGUGCAAAAAUCCGUGCAACAGUCGCUAAACCUGACUUGGCUUCCUUUCUGGCUUAUUUCACAUCUUUAAGCACCCAAGGAAAGAUUCUACACUCUGCUUUCAGAUCCGUGUAAGGAACGCUAAGAUCCUCAAACAUUUUAUUCGGAACAGGAAUUUUCUCUGCAUAUUUGUUUAUAGUUAGCAGGGUCCCGUAAAUUGAACGAACGUGGCCAAAGCGCUUCCAUAAUCUCCCCUAAAGUUGUGUUGACUGUGGGGAAAUUUUAAGCGACAUCAAUAUACCGGUCUUGUGCUUGCGUUUUUCUGGUUGGCCUAUUUCGAUCCAAAACUGGGUAUAUAUUUUUCAGCGUGUUCUUUCGGAUCUUUAUUCUGAAGUUUCAGACAAAAAAGCUUAUAGCCAAAAUGUUAUAAAAUGUUUGCUUUUUUCAAAGCCAUUUUCGACAUCAAGUUAGGUGCAUAAUCAUUAUUGUAUAUCCCUAAGCAUUGCUUUUACGGCACGGCACGGGGCACGUUUAGAAGUACGGAGCAAGUGUAAAAAGAGCGGCAUUUAAAAUCGAUGAUAUAGUUCAAUAGUUGUUGUUAGUAGUAGCAAUCCAAUUCACGACAAAACUCUUUUACAAAAGAGUAGGUUUUUAUGUAAUCAUUCGAAGUAGAAUAGCCAACACGAAGAAGAAAAGAACAUCUUUAUGUUUCGACACAAAUCGGCUUAGGACCUGAUUAUAUGGGGCAAGCUGGCCCAGUAAACGGGCUGGCUCCUCGGCAAACGGGCUGGCUCGGCAAACGGGCUGGCUCGGCAAACGGGUCAGCUCAUGGCUAUGAUCUGUUGCACGUAAAAAGUGAGCUGCUAUCACAUGGAAGUGAUGCCGAUGAUGCCGCGUCAUUUUACUUCUACAUGUACCGCCUUUUUACAUACAGUGCGCAGAACUGUAAUGCGCCGGCAAAUGCAGCCGAGCUGGCCCGCUUGCCGAGACAGCUCUUUCCACAUGGAGCUGAUUGCCCACCAACGUAAGUUUUGUCUCGGUAAACGAGCCAGCCCGCUUCCAUAAAUCUAAAUUUGACAAGAAUCACUCCAAGGUGCUCAAAUCCAAUUAGAAAUUUGCUGACUCUAAAGAAUGGCAAAAAGGGAAAGCAACAAUUGACUUGUGUCCCCAACAGCAGAUUUCAAAUAACAUGGAUGUAAUCGCAACGAAAAGCUUUUCAAGAAAUGUAAGAUAUCCUCUUUGAAGCUAAAAUAUCAAAAGUUUUGAAUUCUGACAAGGGAACGAAAAUAUCGAGCAUUUUCUUGAAAGAGGAGAAGGUCUGAACCAGUAUCAGGAUUGUAACAAAUGGAGCAUUGAUACAUUAUACAGACUUUAAACCAACCAUGUUUUGAAACAAGCAUCAACCACUUUUGCAUAUUCUUACAUGAACAGACCAUUGUUCAGAAAAACGAAAAAUUUGAUCCAAAAAAAUUGAAAGAAUUUAGCAUGGUUUACAAAAGGUGGUUGUAUGAAUAUGACAUUUUUAUUGCGAAAAAGUAACGCAGAAACAGACAUCAAACGUUUUGCAAUAUUCUGACAAUUUAUUUUAAUGAUAGUUAAUAAUAAUAAGUAAUAUUUAAACAGGACUUGUUCAGUGAAAAUCCUCUGAUAAAAAUAAGGAUAAGUAGAAUUCAAAAAAGGAGAAUUUGAUUCUAAUUAUAUAACGUUUUUUACAAAUUGAUAUAAAAAGUCCUAGAACAUGCGUGCUAAACAGACAUGAUAGAGUGCGGUACAGUUUACAAGUUUAUCAAGAGAAACAUUAUGGGGUCUUUGAUUCAUAGUAAACCAAAGGACUCAUCUCUUUAACAUAUAAUCUAACCAAAAAUGAUUAAAAACACCAGAAAAACGAGAAAAUAAGAGCAGACAAAAGGAAAAACUUUCUAUAUUUUGAAAUUCCUACUAAUUUUUUUAUAUUUUGAAAUUCCUCAACAUACAGUAUCCUAUUACAACUACAUUACAACUAUUUACAUACAAUGUUCAAACAUCACAUAAAGUAAUUAUGAUAACAAGCAAUCUUGAAAAAAAUCUUAAAAUAUUUUUACAAAACAACAUAGUAACCAAUGACGGUAUUUAAACUUAGUCUAUAGGCCUAUAAAUGUCACACUCACUCCGUAUCCUGAUAAUAUUUAGAUUUUACCACAGCAGAUGUUUUUCUUAUAACUGUGUAAUUUCUUACGUUAAUAUUGUAACUUUAAGCAUUUCGAAAUCCUCAAUAAAUUUUAAAAAAAUUUGAUUCCUGGUUUAGCAUGAUUUUGUUUAUUUUUGAGGGGAAUGUUUCAGCGUAAUGCUAUAAGUUUUAAAACUUGAAUUAUUUUGGAUGCCAUUUUGAUUAGGGUGUUGCAAUACUUUUGCCCUGGUAGUGUAGAUGGUAUUUUUCUGUGGAAGUCUCAAAACAACUUACAGAAGAUCUUCUAAAAUACACUGAAAUAAAAAGUUUAGAAGUUGGCAAGAACUGAUAGCUGAUGACACCUACUAAUUUAAAAAGUUGACGAUAUUGUGUGCUGAGCUGAACCCCCCUUGUUAAUUCCAAAGAUUAGCAAGCUUCUACUUUUGCUAUUGCUUUCGCAACAUUUUGCGAAAUUAGGUCAAGCCCAAGGUCUCUCAGAAAUACAGUUUCUUUAAAAAACUGAAUAACUUAUCAAAUGAGCUUAUUUUCAAAACAGAAAGAAUAAAUAGAGCCUAACAUUUUCCUCUAAAUGAUCUUUAUGAGCUACUAAGAACAUAUUUACAUUAUUCUUUGCCUGAUGAUACGAUGUGCUAGAAAAUUUUAGAUAAUUUCUGCAGGAUUCCACAGCUUCCUCGCUCCUACAGUAUACAGCAAAGGAUUAACCACAUUUGCUUUCAAGGCGAUUAUCCUAAUAAUUUUGUCCCGUAAGUGUAGAGAGGCUUCUAGCUGCUUAAAAGAAUAAAAUAGAAUAAUUUAUUUUUUCCCAAAGAGCUUAAUCAGUCCUCGACCAAAACAAAAGAAAAACAAUUUUAAAUCUAUUUCAUUUUAAUGAAAACGAUAUAUUGGAUUUAAGCUGCCAUUUUGUCAUCAAGCAGCUGCUUCUUGGCAACACGUAUGACGGUUCGGCUCACAAUGAGCUAAGAUUAAAUCUAGUCAAGGCCAUAGCAUCAGUCGCAAAUAACGUUUAAAGCUGUACAGCAGUAGAAACUGUAAACCAAAAACAUCAAUACAAAUGACCGAUGUAACUGCUUAAGCAAAACAUUGCAGAAACCAACCUCAAAUAUUAAGAUUUCUUUAUUACCUUGUUUAUUGUUUUCUUAUUGUAAAAAGAUAUCCACAAUAAUCUAUCCUAUAAAAGAAGAUUUGCCUUUACAAGCAAAAGAAAAACAAUUUAUGUGUGAGUUGUUUGGAGUUUUCCUUUUUGCUAAAUUCUUACUAUCCUUAUAAUUUAUUAUUUUCGCGAACUAGAUGUUUGUUACUUAUGCAAACAAAUUCAAAACGUACUCCUGCUUACUCUAUAAUUUAACCAAAAGUCUAGCCGAUUUGAUUUAACACUCCGUUAAAAACCCAACAGACGCAACCACCAUGUCUCAUUCAAGAAAAGGUUUUUUUUUGUUUCUUUUUUGUUCUCUUUUCGGUCGUGAAUUCAAGGUUUAAAUCUUGAUUUUAAUCAGUGGAAGAUUUGUUAUAUGAAGCGUACAAUACAAAAAUUGUUCAGUGCCUCCACUAUCAACUGUCCCUCUUCAAAUUUGUUCUGGGUCCGCUACUAAUCUUAAUUUUGUGUCCAAAUGGUCUAGGGUUGGUCAUAUCCUUCUACUCCCCGGAGUAACGUCUCAAUAGCAUAGUUGUAUAGUAAUUUCUUAAAGUAUCUUGUAACUCUGUAUUUUAAUCUUUUAGUGGAUAUACAAACAAUUAUUAUUUGGAAAAAUAUUAAGCACAUUCUUCUCGCAGAAUUUCCAAGAUGCUAAGCGCCAUCAAAGAGCAAACUUGCUCACAAUAGUUGAAAGUCUAGCAAAUAAUAUCGGUACGAAAUGUUUCGAUAAAUAUUCUUGUUUAUUGGUUGUAUUUAUCGUUGUUUAUGGCAGUUGAAUUGCCCCUCCCUCACCGAGUUGAAGCAAGUCUGGCGCCUUUUUUUUUGGAAAUUGUGCGCCUCUUUGGAAAAAUGAGUAUCAGGUGAAAAAGUUUCUGAGACUUAUAGGUUAAAUAAACCUGUCAAAAGAUAAAAUAUUACGAAAAUUACGUCAUCAAACGAGUACAAAAUAUUGACCUUGUUUUUUCUUGCUUAUUUCUCAUUGUUUUGACAAGUGCUAAAUCUCAGAAUGGCUUUUUCAAUUAAAAAAUGUUUUUUGCUUGGUGCAAAAUGCCGCCACACUCAUAUUUUGUUUCUUUUGGAAAACUCGGUAGUGAUUAUUAAUCACUACCGAGUUUUCCAAAAUCACUGAUUAACGAAGCUAGGAUGUCAAGUAGACGCAUUUACUAGGCUAUAGAAACCGAAUUAAGGCAGCUAACAACUGAUUAGAUACCACUCACAUUAAUGCAAGGUUGGGGUAAAUAAUUAACAAAAGCGUACACAAGAAGGAAGCCAAAAGUGGACUGUAAUCUUCAAGUGCACCGUAAGCAUCAACAAAGUAAUCCUGAGCCAUUUUGAGUUUAGUAUUUAGCAAAACAUUUAGAAGUAAGCGAGAAAAGACAUGGUAAAGACCCUGUACUCGUUCGAUGAUGUAAUUUCGCAAUAAUUUAAGAAGUCAUAUCUUUUGACAGGUUUGUUUUCCAAGGGAUUGUUUCUUGUGAUUGUCUCAUCAUUUAUGAAUGUUCUUUUGAACCAUAUCAUUGGUUUUAAAAUUAGAUGAUGAAAAAAUUUUCGAUGACCAGGGACAAUAUAAUGAUUGAUCACGUGACUACCAGUCCCCUGAUUUUAGGGCACCUGAGGGAUUUUGAGUCAAAGACCCACCAGGAUUACAUAUCAAAACAAAAAAUUAUUGUUACCUUGUUUGCUAGACUGCUGACGAAAUUUCCUGUUUAUCAUUGCAUUGCUGCCAAAAGGCAAUUUCCCCCCCCCCUCUCUGCCUCCAAACAGGGGCAGAAAUUUUCCCGCAUGCGCGGCGUUAUUCUUCACCUCAUCGGGAUUACCGAUUAACGAAACAUUGCGCCAUGGGAAGCAAACAUAGGACAAAAGCCAACCAAUCAAUUUCAAACAUUGUUCAAAGGACGGCAUUGACGGACGGUAAAUAAUCCCAGGAGGAAACAUUUUUAUUUAUUUAUCGAAUCUUUUUUAUCCCCAGCUCGUCUUCUUCAAUGACAAGGGAAAAGAGCAAGAAUCGGUAUCAUUUUCCUCCAUCUGUUUCAACCAGCUGAUUACUCAACUGCGUAGAGGUCUGAACCAGUUAAGAUAAAUCUGUUGGUACAAUGGGAGCAAAUCAAUCAAAUUUGAUCCCAAUGCCUGAUGGCUUUGACUACAUGGCCAUCACUUUUAGAUACCCAGAUCGCAUAAUUGCUAUAUAUCCAACCUAUGGAGAAGUGUCUGGAAUUAGAGAAACAAUUAUGCAUCAUUGGCCAAAUGGAAUACAACAAGAAAUAAAUGUGCUUGCUAGUGCACAUGAAUUCAAACUCAAGGGUAAUGCCUUUUGUGAUUAUACAUGUCUUCAGGAAGCAAUCAACUUACGGAAACUCUGUUGUCAACUGCUGUUUAGAUUAUAUAAUUCUGGUUGCAAGUUGUUAAUUUCAAGUAACCUAGCACAAAAAACAGACCUGACAACAUGGAUAUUUCAUAGAGAGCAGACACAGCAACCCCAGUUUCAUUUUGCUGCCAUUGGGGUAAGCAGCACUGACAAGUUGCAGUUUGUAGAUUUUCCUGUCUCUAUGCAUCAGAUGUUUCGUGAUGUUGUUCAGAGGAACUGGAAAAAGACCAUUAAGGAUGUAUUAGCUAUAGGUGAUGCACUUGAAAUAAAGUUGAGUGGAAACCCUUGGAUGUCUGAAGGUGGAUUUGUAAAUGCUCAGUCUAAGACACUUAUCAAGGCUCUUAUUAAUGAGCUUGAUGCACAACGGUGGGUUCUUUAUGCCAGCAGCAAUUUGAAGGGAACAGCAGAUACAUUGUUUUUCAGAUAUGAUCCAAACCUACAGAUGGAUGGCUCAAGAAGACAUAUAUUCGCUAUAUUCUUUGGGGGUGAUGAUCGUCUGCGGUUAGUGGAUAGCCCACAGGUUGUAGCCAACUGUAUAAAAACAAUGUUGAUUCAAUUCUGGGAGGGUGGAAUUCAGGCAGAGAAGUGUCAUUUCAAUGCUUAUGAAUUCAAACUUGCUGGUUAUCCUUGGUGGUCAGAUGGCACAGAGGCAAUAUACCCAAGGUUACUUAUGUGCAAGAUAUUUGAAGCAUUGAUGAGGAUCGGCUGGAGGGUACAAAUGGCAAUGGACCUUUCGAGAGUAGUUGAUGACAAGAGUGUGAUUACAUUUCAAGCUGGGCCUCCAGUUGCGGCUCCCAUAUUUUGCCUUUCACUAAGUUACACUGACAGGAUACGUAUCAUAAAUGCCCCAGUAGCUGUUGAACAGGCCAUAAGUAAUGAGAUAAGAAGGGUCUGGUUGUUUGGCAUCCAAUUUGAACAGGCAAAUGGCCCCAGCAUGGAGUUACAACUGAAGGGAAACCCAUGGAGUAAUUGCAAUAAUGGUCAUGAUGGUGCACAUGGGCGUGUUCUGUUGCUUCACUUGUUAAAACUAUGUGCCAGUUUAGGUUGGUUUGUCAUUGUUUCAGCUAAUGUAUCUGCUAAGUAUCGUAGGAACAAACGAGAUCUUAGUAGUAAAAAAUACCCCCUUGAUGUCCACAGCUGGUGGUUCAUAGGAUUGGGAAGACAAGCAACUGCACCUCUACAGAUUCAAGCUUUUGCACAGUAGCCCAAGAGAAAAGGAGACACUAUGGAUAAGGAACUCCUAUUGGUUUUUAAAAUUCCUUAAAUGUUUAUUUUCAACUUAUCAAAAUUUAAAUUUACACUGACAAGGUAUGGGUUUUGUUUUAAUAUUUUUAUUGCUUAAUAUCUAGUUAUUAUCAACUUGUUAAAAUGCUUAUGACAGCAGUUUUCAAGAUGCUUACAGAAAAUCAAAAUAAA